AACCGCAAAUGGUAGUCUGACGAUGUGCUUUUCGUUGUAGCAAUUUUCGUAAAUAAGUUUACUAUUUAAACUUAUAACACAGAAUAGUGCGAAUUUAAAAAAGUGCAUUUCUUUGCUCAAAAAAUAUCAUAUUUUUCACUUAACCACAUAAAAAGGUACGUGAUACGUUUUGUCCUUUUGAAACUGGGCUGAAAUAAAAGGACAUUGUAUGAAAACUAAAAAAAUGACCACAUCGUCGGAGGACGUUCUUUUGAGUGUAGGACAUGUAAGGUAUAAAAAGGGCGAUGGCACUUUGUAUGUGAUGAACCAAAGAUUGGCUUGGAUGCUUGAGAACAAGGACACUGUUGCUGUCUCUCACAAGUAUGCAGAUAUAAAAACUCAAAAAAUCUCACCAGCUGGAAAACCAAAAGUUCAACUACAAGUGGUGUUACAUGAUGGGGCAUGUUCCACAUUUCAUUUUGUCAAUCCGGCCGGGGCAGAGGCUCAGGCUAAAGACAGGGACCAAGUUAAAAUGUUAUUACAGAAUCUAUUACCCAAGUUUAAGAGACAGAUAGACGGAGAGUUGGAGAUGAAAUCUAAGCUACUGUCGUUACAUCCCACAUUAAAGCAUUUAUAUGAAGAUCUAGUUAUAUCGAAAGUUAUAAAUAGUGAAGAGUAUUGGAAUACGCCGACAUUGAAACAUUACACAGAAUCUACUAACAUGAAACAAGAGGCCGGCGUGUCGGGUGCGUUUCUAGCCGAUAUACAGCCGCAGACUGAUGGAUGCAAUGGACUUAAGUAUAACCUGACGCAGGACAUUAUAGAUGCCAUAUUCAAAACAUAUCCGGCGGUUAGGAAGAAACAUGUGGAUUAUGUGCCAAAUAAGAUGACAGAGGCUGAGUUUUGGACAAAAUUCUUUCAAUCCCAUUACUUUCAUAGAGAUCGUAUAAUGUCGUCAUCGAGUAAGGACUUAUUUGGGGAGUGCGCUAAACUUGAUGACCAAGCGAUCGCCUCCGCUAUGAAACACACAACCUUGGAUUUGACUGUGGAUCUACCCUCAUUCAAAGAACCAAUCCCACUCUUACCCGACGAUGAAACACACGAAAAGGAAAAAGAUGGUACAUCGAUACACAGGAACAUGAUAAAAAGAUUCAACCAACACUCCAUAAUGGUGCUAAAAGCUAGUCAUAAAAAUUCCAAUAGCAGUAGUAGUAAAACAAAUAAAGUCGAGAAUGGUAUGAAAGAAACGAACGGCGUCGAAAAAAGGCCGAGUGCAGACAAAGAUGUGACGGAGCCGGUUGAUAAGAAACGUAGGAUAAUGGAGAAGAUACAUUACGAGGACCUGGAUAAUGUGGAUAGCAAUGAAGAUACUCAGGAGUUGAAACUGUCAAAGGUAGAACGAUAUCUGUUGGGUCCAGCGUCUCAAGUGGGUCACACAGGAACGAGUUCCAGUAAUCCACCACCACUGUCCGCCCUGGCAUCUGUCUGUCAGGCGUGGAGUAGUGGUCAACAGUGUAGUCGCCCUGUCCGCGUGAGUGCAGCGGCCGCUGUCGGAGCUCUGGGUGAAUUAAGCCCGGGAGGAGCUCUAAUGAGGCAACACCACGCGGCCAGCAUGGCCCAGCUGGUCCCGCCGCCCGCCCGCCAGGAGCUCCAGCGACUGUACCUGUCAUGUGGCGAACUGCUCCGUGAGUUGUGGCGUUGUUUCCCUCAGCCGGGCGCUCCGCCCGAUGACGACGCCGGCACCAGGGCGGAGAGGUUCUAUGACGCUAUCAUGAGGUUCAGGAACCUUAAGCUGAGGCCGUUUGAGGAAAAAAUGCUACGUGACCUGACACCGCUGGCGUCGUCAUUAACAAGACAUAUGAAUCAAAUGAUCGAAACAGCCUGCGCCAAAUACGCUGUUUGGCAACAGAGACAAGCUAAACUUCGGUAGUACUGGAACUGACCGUUCUGGUUAUUAUAUGAAAAAUCAAAAAUUAUAUGCGACCACUACAUAUGAUAUACGAAUGAUAAAGAUAUCAAAAAAAAAUCAUUUUUCUUUUAGUCAAUGUCCAUUGAAUACUGCUGCCAAAUUGUAAAAGUUAUCUGAAUAUCAUGGAAAUUGUUUAGAAAUAAUUGUUUACUUUACUAUUGAUGAAGGGAAGAGAUAUGUUUGUUUACAAAAAAAAAACUUAAAAACCGGGUUCAAUACUGUGUGAGUGACACAAAAACAAUUCAAAUUAAGAUUAUAUAACAGUGACUGAUACAUCACCACAUUUAUACUGCCAAUAUACAUUUUUAGUUAAAGGUAGAAUAAAAAAAAAUAAACAGAUUAUAUAUUCAAAUUGUAUUGAAAUGUUGCUUGUUUAUGUCAAAUGUAAAAAAAAAACUAUGUACAUAUAGGUUUUUGUAUGAAUCUUUAUCCGAAUAACACAAAUUAAUACUAAGUUAGUAACAAAAGGCAUUUCGAAGACACCAAAUGUAUAUUGAUUUAGUUAUAAUAUCAGAACCCCCCGUUCACCCACAACAUGUUUAUUUAUUGUUAUUUAAUUAAUUUAAAUUAUCUCUGAACCAGCCAAUUAUAAUUUAUCUGCGAGUCCGAAUAUUUUUUUCACCCGCCAUUUAAAAUGCUAUAACCCAAAAUGGGUGUAACAAUUAAUUCCUAACGACAAUAAUCGUUCUAAAUUAUUACCAUAUCAAACUUUAUGUUGAAAAAAAAAUAUUGUUUAGUUUGUAAUUUUUGUUUAUUUCUAAGCAAUAGUUAAGCAUUGAAAUGGUAUUGUUACAAAAUUAAAGCAAUAUUUGUUAUAGAACUCACCACGAUAUUGACAGCUCAUGAAUAAUAUACCAUUAGUUAGGAUAUAAAAUUAAGAGACAAUAAAACAUUGUGUGUAUUAAAUUAUUGUCGACAUAGUUUAAAGAUCUAUUCUUUGAUAUUUCUUUCAUUCGUUCGUUCGUUCGUUCGUUCUUCCCAUAUCGGUUCUUAAUAUCGUGGCUGGUACAUUGAAUUGCUCUUCACACACAUUAUAUUGAAGAGACUGCUUAUUCCUCAAAUAGGGUAAUGUGUAAAUAAAUAAAACAGUAUUUUUA
This is a messenger RNA of Danaus plexippus (monarch butterfly), 3045 nucleotides long. RefSeq names its product general transcription factor IIH subunit 1 (gene Tfb1). The transcript has 11 exons. Bases 209 to 1909 code for a protein of 566 amino acids. Gene Ontology annotation, biological process: transcription by RNA polymerase I; nucleotide-excision repair; transcription by RNA polymerase II. The record is from RefSeq and is a predicted model, not a curated record. NCBI's taxonomy places the organism in Eukaryota, Metazoa, Arthropoda, Insecta, Lepidoptera, Nymphalidae. Gene Ontology annotation, cellular component: transcription factor TFIIH core complex; transcription factor TFIIH holo complex.